CUGUUAUCAGAUGCAUAUGUUCAUACCAUUCAAGUCGUCAUGGUUGCCCUCGAUUGGCAUGAAUUCAGUUCGGGCGUGCACCAGCCUGUCACCAAUGAUCCAUAAUCAAAGAAUUUCAUGCGAGACUCAAGCCUUUCCAAAACCAGGAUAGUGGACGAGGUUCAAAUCGCUCCUUGCUGGCGACGGAGUACGGCAAGCAUCCUUGGGUAAAUCUAUUUCAUUCGAACCUUUCGUUUCAGUGUACAGCAUGGUGUGAACUCCUGAUCUUUUCCUGUUCCAUGGGACUUCCAAGUACACCAUAAUGUAAUCCAUGCAAACCCCAGAAGACAAUAACACAAUCGAUGGGAAUCUCCCAAAUAAAGGGCGUUAUUACUGUACGUACCAUUGAGUACUCGAGUACUUCAAUUCGACUGAACCUUGGCCCAAAUCCAGACUCCAUUCAUGUAGUCCGAGCAAUGCAAUGUAAAAGUACCACCGGAAUACAAACCUUUGCAAACCCAUUCCAAAUUCCGCAGCCGCCGACCGAAAUCCGAGCAUCUCAAAGUAGAACAGCAGCAGGCGCCAAGUCUAUCAAACAGAAACGCCCUUUAGUUUCAAGCCGCCAAAGUGGAAAUAAAAGAAUUCGCAAAUUUUCAUGAAAUCCGACAAAGUCCGGGUACUACCUUGAGAAUGCAUGAAAAGAAGAGAUGGACCCAUUCUGUCAAAGUACAAGAUUCACAUCUCAUAGAAAGUACCGGUAAAGGUUUGAUUAUCAGAUUCAUGUCAAGU
Messenger RNA from Sclerotinia trifoliorum, 768 nucleotides. NCBI's taxonomy places the organism in Eukaryota, Fungi, Ascomycota, Leotiomycetes, Helotiales, Sclerotiniaceae. The record is from the annotation of a GenBank genome assembly.